AUGUCGGCCGCGCCGCACGCACUCCAUGGCCCUGACUCCGGGCCCCCGCCCCCGCCAGCCCAAUUGAAUCGAUCCUGUGAAUCAUGCAGAGGCCUCAAGGUCCGGUGUCUACCGGAUCCAACAUCUGCCACCCAGUGCCAGAGAUGCGUCAAGGCCCGCCGCGCCUGUAUCUUUCUGGCCCCGCAGAAACGCCGUCCGCGCAGACGCACCGACUCGCGGGUCGCCCAGCUGGAGAAAGAGAUGCGGGUCAUGCGAUCACUGUUGAAGGGCCGACUUCCCAUUCAAGACGCCACCAGCCCGGAAAGCAGCAGCAGCGUCCGUGACGACUCGCUAGACAAUGAUCCCACCACCACCGAUUCCCCGGAGAGACUGUCCAAUGUUCCGGAGUCGGAGGCGGAAGGGAAUGCAGACGCCCCCAAUAGCUCGACGGGUUCCAUCCGCCAUAUCGACUGUUUGCCGGGGUUUGCACCCUCAGCUCCCAGUACCCUGGAAGGGAUCCCACUGCCCCCCGUCCCCCCGGCCAACGCGGGUAUGCCGGAGAACGCCCAGGAGACGCUCCAGGAAGACGAUGUCAUUGACAAAGGGAUCCUGUCCAUCACCAGUGCCGACGAGCUCAUCGAAUUCUUUCGCAAUGAAUUGGCCCAUUUUUUCCCCCUGGUGGUCCUACCCCCGGGUACCACUGCCUAUCAGCUGCGUCGCUCCAAACCGCUCCUCUUCCUAUCGGUUAUCGCCGCGGCAGCCAUUGCUGUCGAUGGAGAGCUGGCGCGCACUCUCAACCGCGAGAUGAUCAGGCUUUAUGCAGAAAAGUUCUUCAUCGAGGGCGAAAAGUCCUUAGAGCUCGUCCAGGCACUGCUGGUCAUGACGGUGUUCUACUUUCCGGCUGAUUCGGGAAUGAGACUGCAGUUUUACCAAUACACACAUAUUGCCUCGACCAUGGCUUUGGAGAUCGGACUGGCCUCGAAGCGUAAGGUGGUGAAGAAAGCAUACAGUGAUACGGAGUUCGAUGAACACAUGGCCGAACAGGCCAGAGCCAUCCUAGGGUGUUACCACCUAGCAUCAACUGUUGCCAUGAGAACCCGCCGACCUAACUUCCUCUUGUUCAACGAUUGGAUGGGCGAAUGCGUUAAACAUCUGGAGCGCUCCCCAACGACGAUCGACAGACAUAUGGCCCGGUGGUUCGAGUUGCAACGGAUCACGGACGAAACAUUGAUGUCGUUUGGCCUCGAUGAUACCAGUUCCACCGUAAUGGCAUUUGAGUCGAGAAUACAAGCGGUGCUCAGGUGGUUUGACAAUCGAAUGCAGUCCUGGAAGAGGGAUCUACCUCCGGACAUGCUAACCGUACCAAUGCUAUUAGGUUAUCAUUAUGCUCUCCUCGCGGUGUACGAGUUGGCGGCGGGGGAAGGCUAUCGAGAUCCCGACGCGGUGAAACGCAAGUUCUACACACUGCCUCCGCCGGACGAGGCAGAGACGGACCGCCAGCCCGCGGCGCCGUUGAGCGCGAUGCACGUGGACAUUACGACCAAGUUCAUGAAUGCAUCGCAACAAAUGAUGGACACCUUUCUUGGCUGUGACACGGACACGAUGCGCAAACUGCCCAACCUCAUGUACACGCGAGUCGUCCAGGCGAUCACGUCCCUGCUGAAGAUCUACUACUCUGUCCGGACGGGCGCCCUCGGGGAGGUGAUCAGUCCACAGACGGUAAACGUUGAAAUGUACCUGGACGCGAUGAGCAAGAGGCUCACCGAAGCUAGCGAUGGCCACAAGUACAAGAUCCCUAGCCGAUGGUGGUACAUCGUGGCCGUCAAGUCUCGGGACUGGUACGAGCGGUUUCAGAGACAGCACCAGCGCGACCCAGUCACUGCCUUCAAUAGCUUUGCCAAUGGCAAUGGUAGUGUAGCUCCUCCUUCUUCCUCCACCAGUCCGCCAACGCCGCAAAACCCGCUCCCCGCAAGGAUCCGGAGCCCCCUGUCCUUCGAACCAAUGGGACCAUCCUCUUCAGCCUCAUCGCGGAUAAACCUACCCUCCCCGAUUCCGUCAUCUUCUUCCUAUGGCGGAAGCAACAUUGCUCUGUCCACACCCACCACGUGGCCCAUGGACUCGGCCAACAACAUAGACCCGACGACAGGAUACCCGGCCCUCCCGCCAAUGCCGCAGCAUUACGCCUACGACACACCCAAGCUCUCUCACGAGAACGCCUGUUUCGUUCCUCCGGGAUCGGCAGGCACAGACAUGGAGCUCGACGGCUGGGUUUCCGACGGGAAUAUCUUUGGGAUGCCCUCCUUGCCCGGAUUUUCUUUUACAUGA
Molecule: messenger RNA, 2304 nt
Organism: Penicilliopsis zonata CBS 506.65
Lineage: Eukaryota; Fungi; Ascomycota; Eurotiomycetes; Eurotiales; Aspergillaceae
Exons: 5
Coding region: 1-2304 (767 amino acids)
Biological process (GO): regulation of DNA-templated transcription; DNA-templated transcription
Cellular component (GO): nucleus
Molecular function (GO): zinc ion binding; transcription cis-regulatory region binding; DNA-binding transcription factor activity, RNA polymerase II-specific
Source: RefSeq, a predicted model, not a curated record